CAGGAAAAGACGGUUGACGUUCUUACGCCUGGCUAGGUGAUUGGCGAGGUAAGAUGGCGGCGCCAGAGGAGCCAGAAUUAUCCCAGGCGCAGACCGAAAAACUCCUUCAAUUUCAGGACUUAACGGGCUUGGAGUCGAUGGACCAAUGCCGCCGAACAUUAGAGCAGCAUAAUUGGAACAUAGAGGCUGCAGUGCAGGACAGGCUUAAUGAGCAGGAGGGAGUUCCCAGUGUGUUUAACCCUCCACCAUCCAGACCUCUUCAGGUCAACACAGCAGACCAUAGAGUAUAUAGCUACAUCGUCUCUAGGCCUCAACCCAGGGGAUUACUAGGAUGGGGUUACUAUUUGAUUAUGCUUCCGUUCAGAUUUACGUAUUACACACUUCUGGACAUCUUCAGGUUCGCCCUGCGCUUCAUCAGACCAGACCCUCGCGCCCGCGUGACGGACCCCGUCGGAGACGUCGUGUCUUUCAUUCACGGUUUCGAGGAAAAGUACGGCCGGUCGCACCCGGUGUUUUACCAGGGCACGUACAGCCAGGCACUGAAUGAUGCCAAGCGGGAGCUCCGCUACCUACUAGUGUACCUGCACGGGGAUGACCAUCAAGACACCGACGAGUUUUGCCGCUCCACGUUAUGUACUGAAGAGGUCGUGACGUUUCUCAACACAAGAAUGCUCUUCUGGGCAUGUUCAACCAGUAAACCGGAGGGUUACCGAGUGUCCCAGGCGCUGCGGGAGAACACCUACCCGUUCCUGGCCAUGAUUAUGCUGAAGGAUCACAAGAUGACCGUAGUGGGGAGGCUCGAGGGCGUCAUCCAGCCAGAAGACCUCAUCAAUCAGCUUACCUUCAUCAUGGAUGCCAACCAGACGUACCUGAUGUCAGAGCGCCUUGAACGAGAGGAGAGGAACCAGACCCAGGUUCUAAGGCAGCAGCAGGACGAGGCCUACCUCGCCUCCCUCCGCGCCGAUCAGGAGAAGGAGAGAAAGAAACGGGAGGAGAUGGAGCAACGGAAGCAGGAGGAGGAGAAGGUCCGACAAAGUGCUCUGGCGGAGGAGAGGAGACGAAGAACACUCGAGGAGGAGAAGGAGAGGAAGUCAGAGUGUCUUCCUCCAGAGCCACUUGCCGAAGAUCCAGAAAGUGUCAAAAUAGUGUUUAAGCUGCCGAACGAUACACGAGUAGAAAGGCGAUUCCUGUUCGAUCAGUCUCUGACGGUAAUACACGACUUCCUUUUCUCUUUGAAAGAAACUCCGGAGAAGUUCCAGAUAGUUACAAACUUCCCUCGCCGAGUCUUGCCCUGCCUUCCGACCGAGGAGCAGUCCAACCCGCCCACUCUGAAAGAGGCAGGACUCAGCCGCUCCGAGGUGCUUUUUGUGCAGGACCUGACGGACGAUUAAUAAACGACAUACCUCUUCCACCUGGAAACGCAUUUCCUCUCACACCCCACCCACAUUUUUUUUUUUUUUUCGUUGUAUUUCUUUUUUUGUCUCAUUUUGUUAAAUGGCCAUUAUGCGUAAGGGAUCAUUAAGAUAAAAUCCUCUCCUGGAAAAUUAAACCUUCCUGCAUCCAGUCCACCUUUAGUUGUUUACAGGGUUCCCAAAGCCUGGAAAGUCUUGAAUUUUAUCGAAUAAAUAUUUCUUCAAGUUGUUUCCUGGUUCUAAUCUUAUGUUGGAAAAUCCUUCUUCCGUUGUCUUUUAAUAUUUCUCCCUCUUCAACAAGAACCGCUUAUUAAUAAUACCUGCCGACAUUUACAAAAGCAGCGGCGUCACUUUAUUCACAUCCAUAUCUGAAGCGAUCUGCCUGGGGAACUAAGAGGAUUUAUUUCACUUUUCUUUUUCGUAUACAGCAUUUCAACGACUGUGUGAAUGCCUUGGCUCUGUCUCUGUUACUUUUGUUGGAUCCAUUCGUCCUGAUUCAAAACCCAUUUCCCCUCCCCCCUCAAAAUGGUUGUAAAGUUUUUCCAUAUUCAUUGACAAGCACAACUAAAUUGAUCCAAGCUGAGUUUGGUGCAGCGAUUGUUAAUCCAUAUGCUCGUGGAGGGGAGGGCGGCCUACAGGACACAGACCGUGGAACAGGAUAUAUAUAUAUAUAAAAAGAUAAACGGGAACCCUGUUUCUAACGAGCCAUUACCUGUACAUAAGUUCAAUAUUUAUAACCCCCAAAUUGACCUUGUUUUAUUUUUCGACUGUCAUUGAAUGACCAAAUGCAGGUUUGUUACUAUGUAAAGCAGACUGCCUCAAUCCUAUGAAGUUUAAACAAUAUUUAACAGAGGCCACAGCUUUUACAUGUGGCUGUAACUAGUGUAGUAAAGUCUGCCCAUAGUGUGCCUGUGGUUACUCAUAGAUGCCUGUUUUUUUUUUUUUGUCUUUUUUUUUUUGCCUGUAACACCAGAAUGGGCUCAUGUAAAAGAUGUAAUUUUCCAGCUAUAAAUUAAAAACGUUUUAAAAAUGUGGGUUUAUUGAGAUUGUACAGCA
This is a messenger RNA of Fundulus heteroclitus (mummichog), 2468 nucleotides long. It is a transcript of the gene faf2, whose product is annotated as Fas associated factor family member 2. Gene Ontology annotation, cellular component: endoplasmic reticulum. The transcript has 11 exons. Lineage: Eukaryota; Metazoa; Chordata; Actinopteri; Cyprinodontiformes; Fundulidae. Bases 54 to 1391 code for a protein of 445 amino acids. Gene Ontology annotation, molecular function: ubiquitin binding. The record is from RefSeq and is a predicted model, not a curated record.